AUGGAAGCUCCCUUGCACUCUGCAUCUGCGGAGGGCAGCGUGUCCCCCCUUGAAGCAGCUGCUUGCGUAGACGAGCAGGAAGCGAGGCCCGCCAGGUGCUACGCCUCGAGGGAGUACUGGCGGAGGAGAUUCGAGAAGCCAGAGGGUUUUUUCGAGUGGUACGCAGGAUGGAAUGAGCUGCGAUCCGUCCUUCUUGAGAGAGUGCUGCCGCUGGCUAGCCAGCAGCAGCGGUGCGUGCGAGACAGCCGCGAGACAUGCGUAGGCGAGUCGCCUGUCCCAGUCCAACGCACUGCCGCAGCGCACUUUUGCCGUCCUCAGCCCUGUCGUCAGAGGGAGAGCGACUGCGGCGCUGAUCCCGUUUCACACGGAUGCGGGGUUCAGGAGCCGUCCAGGAGGUCAGAGGGCUCUUCCGCUGCGGCAACCCCCUGCCCAGAGACAGGCCCGAACCGCAGGCAGACAGAGGUCUCCAUGACUAUCGUGCCCGCCACAGAGCCGCGUGGCGGCGCUCAUGCCCCACAGCGGAAGGGACACGAUUUUUUAUACUGGACGAAAGAGGCGCGCUGCGCCGGUCGAGCGCCGGAUUCUGUGCAGCAGCGACGCCCCGCAGGGACAGGCGAGAACGUGGAUUCGUCAGGCGCUGCGCCGCCGCCGCUGCUGGGGACUACAGGAACCGUCUGGCGGCCGGCCUUGACUGUGAUGCUCGGAUGUGGGACCUCGCGUCUCGGGCUGGACUUAGAAGCGCGCGGCGGCUUCCCAUUCGUUCUCAACAUUGACUUUUGCAGACGGCCUCUCGAACAGCUCCGUCGUUGUGCGGCAUCCGCCUCGGUGGAGCCGCAAAACAGUUGCAUGCGCCUGCACGGACGUCAACCUUCCAGCGUGCGUGCAUUUUCUGGCGGGUUCUGUCUUCAAUCGUCGUCUCGCGAGCGGAUUCGUGCGGAAGGCAGCUCCUCGCGGUCAGCUGACGACUUGUCUCGCGAGCCCGUCGAGGUCACUGGAGGAGCUGCCGCGACAAACGAGACAUCGCUUUCACUCUCGUAUGGCUGCACCUUCGAAGGCGAAAGCCAGGCGAGAAGCCGGAAGGGCGGCGGUCAGCUGUGGUUAGAGGCAGACGCCCGUGCUUUGCCCCUCCGAACCGGCAGCGUAGACCUCGUCAUUGACAAAGGGCUUCUAGACGCCGUUUCGAGCCGAGCUCGAGCGGAGCGUCUCGACACUCCUGCCGCUCGGCGUCGCGUGCUACAAGUCCUUCAAGAAACUGGCCGUAUCCUCGGCCCCACAGGGUGCCUUCUUCUCGUUACACAUUCGUCUGCUACAACUCAGGCGCCGGACGCGGCGUCGCGAGCUCGCUGGGCCUCCAGCUCUCUGUCUUGUGCGCUCUGCACUCUGUACGGACUAUCGCAGGCCGCUCCAGAGGACGCUUGCGAAGCGGCGGAAACGGGAGGCGAGGGAGGCGCGCGUAGCUUUCGCUCAACAGGCAUGGACGCGAAGGGGGGUCAGGGGCUGGGAGGCCCGAUGGGCGGUCGCGUCGAGUGUGGGAAUAAAGCCCCGGACACUGCUGUUGAAGCCGGCAGCGGAGUGCAGACGGGAACGGAGGCCGCUAGCGUCGCCACUGCCCAGUGUCGCUGUGGGCACUACUGGGAAAUCCUUCGCGAAGACCGCGUGGCGCUCAGUCCGACCGUCGCGGCGGCAAACAUCCUGAACGUCGCUCGUGCAAAUCAGCUCGAGAAAGAGACGAGAUCAUUUCGAGUCGGCAACAGCAGGAAAGGACCUGCGGCGGAAAGAGCACCCAGCGACACGACGGCCGGUCCCAAGGACCGGGAGGAAGCUGGACACGAUGGCGACGAGCCGGGGCAAGGACCGGAAACGGCAAUCCGUGUACGUCUGACGUGA
Messenger RNA from Besnoitia besnoiti, 1887 nucleotides. RefSeq lists its product as uncharacterized. Bases 1 to 1887 code for a protein of 628 amino acids. NCBI's taxonomy places the organism in Eukaryota, Apicomplexa, Conoidasida, Eucoccidiorida, Sarcocystidae. The transcript has 3 exons. The record is from RefSeq and is a predicted model, not a curated record.